Racocetra persica is the source of this 789-nucleotide messenger RNA. The record is from the annotation of a GenBank genome assembly. Lineage: Eukaryota; Fungi; Glomeromycota; Glomeromycetes; Diversisporales; Gigasporaceae.
AUGCUGACCGAAGGAGUCGAAGAUGAAAGUAAAGGAUUUGUAGGAACUACAAAAGAUCAAACAAAAAAUGAACUUACGAAAGAUCAGGAAGAAAGUAAACUUAUGAAAGGCGUAACAGAAAGUGAACGUAAAGAUCAGACAGAGAGCGAAAUUUUGAAUGGUCAGAUGGAAAAUGAGCUUAUGAAAAAUCAAACCAAAAACGAAUUUGCGAAAGACCAAACAAAAAAUGAACUUGUGAAAGAUCAAAUGAGAAAUGAAUUUACGAAAGAUCAAACAAAAAAUGAACUUGUGAAAAAUCAAACAGAUAAACGUCAUACCGAGCAAUUGGAUCCAAAAUAUAAGGAUGCCUUGUUACAAGAAAAAUUCGCAAAUCAAAAUGACCAACAAAUGGUUCAAGAAUCUAUAGCGCAAGCCCAAAUAACUAAAGCUAAAAUUAAAAAAGUAAGAUUCAGCGAAAUAACAGAAAGUCAACUUGACGAAGAUGAUGUUCACCCUAACUAUAAAGCAUCUGUAGACUAUGGACCUUCUCAAUCAUCCGGAUUUUAUGAACCAAGACAUCAUAAGAUUGAAAGACAUCUUAAAAUUGAAAAAACAGAUGUAACUUUGACUCCAGAAAAAGCUAGUAAAUUAUUUGGAAAAUUAGGUUUGGCCGAAGCUUGGGAAAAAUUCGUUUCACCAAAAUCACAAAAUAAAAAGAAACACGACGCAAUAAUAAUCGAGUCAUCGAUUGCUUAUCCUAAUUUACGUAUUUACAUGCAUCCAAUGCUAAACAUUAAAGCUAUUCUUUAA